Pseudocercospora fijiensis CIRAD86 is the source of this 1113-nucleotide messenger RNA. Its product is annotated as G-protein coupled receptor alpha subunit. Gene Ontology annotation, biological process: G protein-coupled receptor signaling pathway. Gene Ontology annotation, molecular function: G-protein beta/gamma-subunit complex binding; GTPase activity; G protein-coupled receptor binding. Gene Ontology annotation, cellular component: heterotrimeric G-protein complex. NCBI's taxonomy places the organism in Eukaryota, Fungi, Ascomycota, Dothideomycetes, Mycosphaerellales, Mycosphaerellaceae. The transcript has 2 exons. Bases 1 to 1062 code for a protein of 353 amino acids. The record is from RefSeq and is a predicted model, not a curated record.
AUGGGUUGCGGGCAGAGUUCAGAGUCCAAGGAGGGCAAGCAGCGAAAUGAAGAGAUCGAAAACCAGCUGAAGCGGGACAAAAUGAACCUGCGAAACGAGAUCAAGAUGCUGUUGUUGGGUGCUGGUGAAUCGGGAAAGUCGACAAUCCUCAAGCAGAUGAAGCUCAUCCACGAGGGCGGAUAUUCAAGAGAUGAGCGCGAGAGCUUCAGGGAGAUAAUCUUUUCCAACACUGUGCAGUCAAUGCGCGUCAUUCUGGAAGCCAUGGAGAGUCUGGAGCUUCCGCUCGAUGAUCAGCGCGCCGAGUACCAUGUCCAGACCAUUUUCAUGCAGCCCGCGCAGAUUGAGGGAGAUGUCCUUCCUCCCGAGGUUGGACAAGCCAUCAAGACGCUAUGGGCAGAUGUCGGCGUGCAGGCCGCCUUUCAAAGGAGUCGAGAGUACCAGCUCAACGACUCUGCCAAAUACUACUUCGACUCGAUUGAUACGAUUGCUUCGCCCACGUACAUUCCAUCAGAUCAGGACGUACUACGAUCGCGUGUCAAGACAACGGGCAUCACGGAAACCACAUUUAUCAUUGGCGAUUUGACCUACCGGAUGUUUGACGUCGGCGGUCAGCGAUCCGAGCGAAAGAAGUGGAUACAUUGCUUCGAGAACGUGACUACCAUUCUGUUCUUGGUUGCAAUCUCGGAAUACGACCAGCUUCUCUUCGAAGACGAGACCGUGAACCGCAUGCAAGAGGCGCUCACAUUGUUCGACUCUAUCUGCAACAGCAGAUGGUUCACAAAGACCAGCAUCAUUCUGUUCUUGAACAAGAUUGACCGCUUCAAGGAGAAGCUGCCAGUCUCGCCGAUGAAGAACUACUUCCCCGACUAUGAAGGCGGCCAGGACUACGGUGCCGCUUGCGAUUAUAUUCUGAACCGAUUCGUAUCGCUCAAUCAACACCCGACCAAGCAGAUCUACACCCACUUCACCUGCGCUACAGACACCAUGCAAAUACGAUUCGUCAUGGCCGCAGUAAACGACAUCAUCAUCCAGGAGAACUUGCGCAUGUGCGGUUUAAUAUAAGCCAAGGUGCAAAACGACCCAGGCUAUGCAUGACCAUACACACCGAGCUCU